AUGUACCAUCAGCCAGGUCCCCAAGCGCAGUUGAUCGCAGGCCACCAACCUCAGUACCGGCACCCGCUGGGUUCACAUAUCCUUCAUCCACUCGCUUCCCACCAGCAGUAUCCCCCUCCUCAACCAGCCCAGGUCCAAUAUCUUCAUCGCGGCCUUGCCUCAAAUAUGCCGGCAAACGGCCAUAUCCCACAAUUUAUGGACAUGAUACCUGGAAAUGGGAAUACUCUUCAUUCCAGUCUCGCCGCAAAUUUCCCGGCUAGCGUUCCAAACCUACGCCCCUCAGUCUUGGGGCAAGUAACCCCCGUUCCACCGCCCGCGACUGCCCCGGCAGCCCUUGAAUCGGCGCCCGUUAUCUCUGCCGCCCGGGCUCCUAACCAGUACUUGAAGGUGCACGCCAAACGCAAGGCCAACCGCACCGCGGAGGAAGUUAGUCGGGCGGAAGAUGCAGCCGCCGUAACCCUUGCCCAGAAGAUCAAGCAAACGGUCGUCAAGUCGGCCACUGCUGUGAAAAAAGCCGCGCUGAAGCAGGCUCGGGGGGAGUUCCAAGAAGCCCAGUCAGUCGCAAAAAAACCGUGGCACAUGUGGUCGGACGCUUUGUCCCUUGAGCUCCUACACCUUUACAAGACCAUCAAAGAUGAGCAUACCAAACUCAACAAUAAAGUGGCGGGUUUUAUGAAAUUUGUCAAAUAUUUUGCGAGUCGAGAAUCCGAGAAGCAGCAUUUCCCGCUCCUUGCAUCUCUAACUCUGGAUCAGAUGACCUCUUGUUACAAGGCCAUCAUGGUAAUUUACCGGAAAGUCAAAGAUAUCAUUGAUUGUUUGGGCAGCAGCGGACCUGGACCCAACGAGCGUCGCUCAAGAAGUGCCCCCUCAAAUACCUGA
Messenger RNA from Puccinia triticina, 879 nucleotides. RefSeq lists its product as uncharacterized. The transcript has 4 exons. NCBI's taxonomy places the organism in Eukaryota, Fungi, Basidiomycota, Pucciniomycetes, Pucciniales, Pucciniaceae. The coding region runs from base 1 to 879 and encodes 292 amino acids. The record is from RefSeq and is a predicted model, not a curated record.